UUCAGGGACUCUUGUGAGGCGCCAUGGUAACUUGUCAGGAGAGUGCUGAGAAUUUAGCCCAGCAAUGGUUUGAGGGGGUGAAAUGCUGCCUCUGGACGGCCCCGUCUGGGUGGCCCCCUAGGAGGGCAGCGUCAGGCUGGGCUCCGCUAACGGAGCCAGGUGCAGUGGACCAAAGCCACCACUAGAUGGUACUCAAGGACUAGGAUCGAGCAGAACAACGUCCGGGCCCCUCCAGUAGUUCUGGGUGUGAUCCAAGGCCAGCUUGUCGGCCAUCUGGGAGCGGAGUUGCAGACGCUGCACUCCCUCCGUAAAGCGGGGAGUCCUGAGGGCUUUGAUGGACUCGGGCACUGGCUGGGGGUUGCAGGUUUCUCACGCCUUAGCCCGCGGAGGGGGCGCAAGUGCAGCCUGUGACCUUUGGACUGGACAGGGGCAGUCGCACAAGGAAAAAGAACCAACCUCCCUACAGGCCGUGGACUUUACCCCUGCUGAUGCCAGGAAGCACAGGACAAGAAGACCGUGCGCAGCCUGCAGCCCGGGCACCGUGCGGGGACCUCUAACGCUGCACUUAGGCGUGAGGACUUGGGAGGCUGUCCUUGACGAGGCUCUCUGGUUUGGGGGGUUUGGGGUUUAGUUUGUUUUCUAGUCCUGAACCACUGAAGAAAGAGCUUGGCGCUUGACUCUCGGAGACAUGAAUUAUGCACGGUUCAUUAACGCGACCAGCGCGGCCAGAAAACGUUCUCCCAUCCGAACCUUGGAUGACUUUGUGCACAUGCCAACAAAAUCUUUCAUCUCUUUGGCUCCUGGAUGCCCAAAUCCAAACACCUUCCCCUUUAAGAGUGCUGUUAUCACUUUAGAAGGUGGAAACACCAUACAAUUUGGAGAAGAGACCAUGAAGACAGCACUUCAGUAUUCUGCAAGUUACGGAAUUCCAGCACUUGUGUCCUGGCUGAAACAGUUACAAAUAAAAUUGCACAAUCCUCCCAACACCCAUUACCCACCUAACCAGGGACAAAUGGAUCUCUGCAUCACAUCGGGCAGCCAAGAUGGUCUCUGUAAGGCAUUUGAAAUGAUAAUUAAUCCCGGAGAUAACAUCCUCCUAGAUGAACCAGUUUAUUCCGGAACACUUAAAGCUGUAAGUGCACAUUUUUGCAAAAUGACAUCCCGCUCCAGUGAUGAGUUUGGGAUUAUCCCAGACGCCCUCAAAGAAAUACUUUCCAAAUGGAAACCAGAAGAUUCCAAGGACCCCAACAAAAACACCCCCAAGUUUCUCUAUACUGUUCCAAAUGGCAACAACCCCACUGGAAACUCAUUGACAGGUGACCGUAAAACAGAGAUCUACAAGCUUGCAAGAAAAUAUGAUUUCCUCAUAAUAGAAGAUGAUCCUUACUAUUUUCUCCAGUUCAGCAAGCCCUGGGCACCGACAUUUCUCUCCAUGGAUGUUGAUGGGCGUGUCAUCAGAGCUGAUUCCUUUUCGAAAAUCCUCUCCUCGGGGUUGAGAGUGGGUUUUGUAACGGGCCCAAAACCAUUGAUAGAGAAAAUUGUUUUACACACACAAGUAUCAUCAAUGCACCCCUGCAGUUUCUCACAGCUCAUGAUAUCACAGCUUCUACAGCAAUGGGGAGAAGAAGGCUUCCCGGCUCACGUGGACAGAGUGUUGGAUUAUUGAUUUCUACAGAGAGACGCCAUAUUGGCAGCUGCGGAGAAGUGGUUAAGUGGUCUGGCAGAAUGGCAUGUACCUGUUGCUGGUAUGUUUUUAUGGGUUAAAAUUACAGGCAUUUCUAAUUCACAACAACUGAUUGAAGAAGAAGCCCUUAAAAAAGAGGUUCUACUGUUUCCUGGGAGUGCUUUCUACAAGGACAGCUCCACUAAUAGCCCUUACUUCAGAGCCUGCUUCUCCACUGUUUCUGCAGAACAGAUGGACGUGGCCUUCCAGAGAUUAGCCCAAAUUAUAAAAGAAGCUUUAUGAAGAAACCCAACUAAUCAUACUAUUCAUGGGUUUUUCAGAUUAAUUAGUUCUAUGUUUUAUCUGGAGGAAGCAAUUAUUGUUAGUCUUUCAGAGUGAUAUCAAGCAUGUAUGUCAUGUAUGUGUUUCUGUAGUGGUAUAACUAGAGAACUUUUGGAAAGCCUUUAAAUCCAUCAGAUUGCAAAAAUGUAUUUGUAAGCCACUUAGGCUUUUACUUUGCAGUCCAUCAAAAAAUUGUUUUUUUCUUUUAUUUUACUGUAAAGAACUCUGUGGUUGCCUUAUGUUG
This is a messenger RNA of Fukomys damarensis (Damara mole-rat), 2249 nucleotides long. Its product is annotated as kynurenine/alpha-aminoadipate aminotransferase, mitochondrial-like. Gene Ontology annotation, biological process: biosynthetic process. NCBI's taxonomy places the organism in Eukaryota, Metazoa, Chordata, Mammalia, Rodentia, Bathyergidae. The transcript is spliced from 14 exons. The record is from RefSeq and is a predicted model, not a curated record. Gene Ontology annotation, molecular function: pyridoxal phosphate binding; L-kynurenine:2-oxoglutarate transaminase activity.